AUGGCGCUGGUGGCUGCAGAAAAAGGCUCUUCUCUGAUGAAAACGAAAGUGUGGCGUGAGACCAGCAUCAGGGGCAGAGGAGGGGCAGACCCCUCUUCCUGGAGCCCCGUGUCCCUCAGAGCUCCGAUUGGCGAUGGGAGCCAUGUCACCUGGAGAGAGGAGGUACAGGCGCGCUGGCCCACAGGGCGUGGUCGUGGCCUCCCGGACCUACGGCUGGUGCUGCUGGGGGAGCGGGAGACCGGGAAAAGCUUGGCGGGAAACGCCAUCUUGGGAGGGGCUCAGUUCCUGGCCGGCAGGGUUACGGAGGAGUGCACCAGCUCGCAGGGGGAGGUGGCGGGCAGACGGGUCACCGUGGUGGACACGCCCGGCUGGGAGAGCAAGAGGACCCCCGAGAGGGUCCGGCACGAGAUUGGGAGGAGCGUGACACUGUGCCCGCCAGGGCCCCACGCCCUGCUGCUGGUGGUGGGCGUGGACUCGGACGUCACUGUGCAGGCCGCGGUGGAGCACAUGGGGGUGCUGGGUGAGGAGGCCUGGAGGUACGCCCUCAUCCUGUUUACGGGCGGAGACAAGCUGAGGCGUGGCGCCACCAUCCAGCAGCACGUCCACAGUUCGGCCAAAGCCCACCAGCUCGUGGAGAGGUGCGAGGGCAGGUACCACGUCAUCAGCGGCGCGGAGCCGGUGAACACGCAGGUCACAGAGCUGCUGGAGAAGGUGGAGGACCUCGUGGCGGGAAACGGCGGGCAGAAGGAGGAGAGACGGAAGAGUGAGACGGAAACGAAAGCAAAGAAGGAGAGAAGCAGGAUGAGUUUUGAGAGGAAACCCAAGGAAAGGGAAAGAAUGGAGGGGAAGCCGGAGGCGGGGAGGCAGGAACAGGAGGACAGAAGGCAGACAGAGAUGAGGAAGCUCCUAGACAAAAGAGCUUAG
Molecule: messenger RNA, 924 nt
Organism: Conger conger (European conger)
Lineage: Eukaryota; Metazoa; Chordata; Actinopteri; Anguilliformes; Congridae
Product: GTPase IMAP family member 4-like
Exons: 4
Coding region: 1-924 (307 amino acids)
Molecular function (GO): GTP binding
Source: RefSeq, a predicted model, not a curated record